AUGUCAUCAGUUGCUAAUUUAUUCAUUGAUAAAACCCAGGCGCCACCGCCAGAAGACCAAGGCAUUAUGGACAUUGGUAAGAAUUGUUCGUAUUGCAACCAGCUAGACUUCUUGCCAUUCACUUGUGAGUUUUGUAAAAAGACGUACUGUUCCAACCACCGAACUUUGGAACAACAUCACUGCCCACAUAAGGACAAAUUUUAUAAUCAAGCACCAACCUAUGAUGGGACUUUAUCUUCUUCGUCAACCGUUUCAUCAAAAUCAUUGUUUCCCGAUAGAAAAGCUGAUAAAAGGAUAAUAGAUGCUAGAUUAAAGAGUCCUGAGCCUACAACAAUUAAAGAAACGCAGUUUCGAGUAGGAGACGUAGCGGGAACCAAUGCAUUUAAAAAGUUUCAAAAGUUUCUCAACUUGCAAAAGGAUAAAAAGAGUUCAAGUGGAGGAGGAUCUCUAUCGAAAUUAUUUGGCGGCAAGAAAUCAUCCACAACUAAUCAGUAUGCAGAUAUGGCAAAAUUGAAAAAAUAUGCUCAAGGAGAUGCCAAGAUUGCCUUAUCGGAUAGAGUAUACAUUUGGUGUGUUUAUGUUAAAGACCCCAAUACCACCAUGAAUAUUGACCAGGAUAAGAAACCAGUUUUUAUAUCCAAAAGCUGGGUCAUUGGUAAAUCAUUGGACUCGAUAGCUGAGAAGUUGUAUAUUCCAAAUAUGAAUAAUCUGACAACCAAGACUGAUGAAAAGUUGAACAUUUUCAAAGUUGACGAUAGCAAGAAUGAGCCAAGUUUGGUAAAGAAUUCAGACAAGUCAAGCAUAUUGAAAAAUGGUGAUAUUAUAUACUUGGUUAGAGGAGUCAUAUAG
This is a messenger RNA of Lodderomyces margitis, 849 nucleotides long. RefSeq lists its product as uncharacterized. The coding region runs from base 1 to 849 and encodes 282 amino acids. The record is from RefSeq and is a predicted model, not a curated record. NCBI's taxonomy places the organism in Eukaryota, Fungi, Ascomycota, Pichiomycetes, Serinales, Debaryomycetaceae. Gene Ontology annotation, cellular component: cytoplasm. Gene Ontology annotation, molecular function: zinc ion binding. The transcript has a single exon.